AUGGGAACCUCAUUGUUGGGCGACUUUGAACAGCAGUAUUCUGUGCAAACGGCAGAGAUAACAGCACGUAUAGGCGGAUUAAACAGCUUGGAAAAAAGUGAGGUUGUACAGGGGAUUCAAAAUAUUCAACGCCUUCUCGUUGAUGUUGAGAACCUUUUGGAACAGAUGGAGUUGACGGUUAGGGGGAUCGAUUCUACUAGCCCAGAUCGUUCCAAAUACGAAUUAAGAGUACGCAGUUAUCGGAACGAUAAGAAACAGUUAGAAGCAGAAUUAAAACGGACUAUACAGCGGAUUAAGGAGGGCAGCGAUAGGGAAGACUUGUUGGGUUUUGAUAACGAAAUAUCCUUAGAUCAGUUGAUUGAAAAUACGCAGCGUCUAGAACGGACCUCGAGGAGGUUGCAGGACACUUAUCGGAUGGUAAUGGAAACUGAACAGAUUGGUGCGGAAGUGUUGGGUGAUUUGAGUACACAACAUGAAACUCUUGCACGGGCACGUGAUCGUAUGCGUAGUGCAGACACUGAUCUUAAUAGGAGUCAGUUGGUUUUAUCUACGAUGAUAAGAAGAGUAAUUCAGAAUCGUUUGUUGCUUUUGGGGAUUGCGAUACUGUUACUCUUCUUCCUUUUGCUGAUUAUUUAUAAAUCUAUCUAA
This is a messenger RNA of Enterobius vermicularis (human pinworm), 648 nucleotides long. The record is from the annotation of a GenBank genome assembly. Lineage: Eukaryota; Metazoa; Nematoda; Chromadorea; Rhabditida; Oxyuridae.